CGGCGGCGGCGGCGAUGGGCGGCGGGGCGCGGGAGCUGGCCGGGUACCUGGCGGCGCUGGCCGGCUGGGUGGCGGGGCUGGCGGCCGCCGUGCUGCCGCAGUGGCGGCAGAGCUCGUACGCCGGGGACGCCAUCAUCACGGCCGUGGGGCUCCACGAGGGGCUGUGGAUGAGUUGCGCCGCCCAGAGCACCGGGCAGGUGCAGUGCCGCCUGCACGACUCGCUGCUCUCCCUCGAAGUUCACAUCCAGACAUGCCGGGCUCUCAUGGUCAUUUCUCUUCUCCUGGGCUUCUUUGGCAUCAUCGUGAGCGUGGUGGGCAUGAAAUGCACUAAAGUUGGGGAGGAGGAUCCUGUCACCAAAAGCCGCAUAGCUGUUGCUGGAGGUGUUCUCUUCAUUCUCUCUGGUCUGUGCACACUGGCUGCCGUGUCGUUGUAUGCAACACAGGUGACCUAUGAGUUCUUCAGAGAGAGCACCAUCCCCAUCAACGCUAGGUACGAAUUCGGCUCUGCUCUCUUCGUGGGCUGGGGGGCCGCCAGCCUCUCCAUGUUGGGGGGGUCCCUCCUGUGCUGCUCCUGCCCUGCCAAGGAGCGCCGAGGACAGCAGUACCAUCAGCAGUCACAGCCCUCCACAGCCCGGGAGUACAUCUGAGCCCAACCCUGCGCUCCUGCUGCCCAGUGCCUCCCUUCCCUCCCAAAAAGAGGCAAGACCCUGGUGUUCCCACCCUGCCUGGACCCUGAAUGCCCCAUGAGACCUUUCUCCUUCUUAUCUUCCAGGUUUCAGCCCCAUUUUCAGUGCCAGCCUCUAAAGUAGAGGUUUUAAGUAUCAUACCUCCCAUAUCCAUCAUUGCCGUCUUCUCCUCAGCUGGGCGGGGUGGCACCCCCAGCCCCACAAUGUGGCCAGGCCAUGUCUGUCUGUCACAGGGACUCUGUGGGGGUGAUGCAGGGAGGCUGAUGCCAGUGGCACAGGGGCACAGAGCCAAUUGGCCAAUCCCACGGGAGUGUGCUGCACAGAGAUGCUUUGUACCAUGGCCACCCCUCUCCCACAUCCUGUCUUCAGGAGCAAGCGGGGAGGAAAGCCAGUGUUUGGUUUUCCUUGGAUGAGGUUUUCACUUCUAACAGCACCAGCCCAACUCGGGGUUCAAGCAUCCCCACACCACGCUCUUGGCAGAGGGAUGCUUUUAGGGUGCAGCAUUACCCUGCCUCAUUGCUACUGAAAAGCAACACUUUAAAAUUAUUAUUAAUUAUGAUUGAUUCCUGCCUGGAGGCCAGUUCUCCAGCUGAGCUCUGCCAGCCCAAACCUGCCUUGGACUCGUUCCUGUCCAGGACCAGGCUGUGCCUUGUUAAACAAUAAAUGGGCAAAUUAAAGCAGCAAAAUGGGCUCUGAACACAAAUUUAUUGUUUUUAGUUUUGGUGCCCAACACAACUAUUUUGAGUGGCAGAUGGACAGAGCCCUGAAUUUUGGUGCCUCCCUGCUGGGUCCAAAUCCCUCUUCCCCGCCAAGAUCCCCUAGAGCAGACAGUGAAGGUUCCAAACACAACCUGCUAAUUGCCUCCAUCGCUUUAUACCUCUGUUCUACUGCUAUUAAUUGUUUUGCAACUGCCAAAGCUCCAAUUUAAUCUGUAAAUCCUCCAAACUCUCUGUACUUCAGCCCUGCUGCCGGUGUUGUGCUAACCAACCCACAGGGAAGGACACUGGAAAUUAUCCAAACAGCUUCAUUAUCUAUUUUUUAAUUUUAUUUUUAAACCCAAAUAUGAAGAGAAAGCUGAUUUUUUAAAAUUUUGGGUUACUCUGUUUUAUUUUGCUUCAUUUUAUUUUAUUUUACUUUAUUCUCUAUUUCUCUAUUUUAUUUUGCUCUAUUUUAUUUUACUCUUCUUUUCUCCUUUUUAUUUUCUUUCCUUCUGUUUUAUUUCCUUUCCCUCUCUUUGAUGUUAUGCCCAUGCCCAGGUCUGGAUCCCUGGCUGUGCUGGAGGAGAAAUGCUACUUCUUUCCUGAGGGUGGGGGGGCUGAUUUCUCUCUUUCUCCCUGGCAUUAACUGCCUUUAUCUCUUUUAAGUUGCAGUCCCCCUGUAAAAUUGUCACACCUCAGAGGAGAGCAGUGCUUGUAGGCUGGCAUCACCCAUCAGGUCCUGAACCCAGAUUUUGGGAUCCGAAAAACACCAACCAAAGCCACUGCAGUAAGGAUUGAAAAGGAACCUUGUGCUUUAAAACAAACAAACAAAAAACAAAAACAACCCCCUCCCCCCCAAAAAAAACCCCACAUACUAAAAAGGCCUUUUUAUAUUUCAGUGUAAAGAAUUUUGUAAAGUGUUUUUUAUUCUAUUAAUAUAAAUUUCAUUAACUUUUCCAUGGGAUGCAUGGCCCUGGAAAUGGGACAGGUGGGGGAUUUUUUUUUUUUUUUUUUUUUUUUUUUUUUUUGC
Messenger RNA from Onychostruthus taczanowskii (white-rumped snowfinch), 2414 nucleotides. It is a transcript of the gene CLDN19, whose product is annotated as claudin 19. Gene Ontology annotation, cellular component: bicellular tight junction; plasma membrane. The record is from RefSeq and is a predicted model, not a curated record. Gene Ontology annotation, molecular function: structural molecule activity. Gene Ontology annotation, biological process: cell adhesion; bicellular tight junction assembly. NCBI's taxonomy places the organism in Eukaryota, Metazoa, Chordata, Aves, Passeriformes, Passeridae. The coding region runs from base 15 to 647 and encodes 210 amino acids. The transcript is spliced from 4 exons.